AUUUUAUUUUUUCUUUAACACUUACACAAUGACUUUAACCGACGCUAUUAAACGUACGGUCACCGAAAAACUUCAGCAGUCAAGCACAAUCGCAAAAGACGAAGUUUUGGAAAGCGUUGAAAAUAUUGGUGGUGGCUGCAUAAGCGACGCCUACUUGUGUACCAGCAGCAAUGGCAAGCAGAUCUUUGUCAAGACUUGUGAAUCGUCACCUAAGCAAACGCUUGAUGAGGUGGUCGAGAUGUUUGGAAGUGAGGCAAAAGGUUUAAAAGCCCUAGAUGAUACUCAUACUAUUCGAGUGCCAACACCUUAUGUGUAUGGCGCACUUGAUAAUGAUAAUUAUGGAUUUUUAGCCAUGGAGUAUAUCUCACUUGGAAGCAAGUACGGUGCAUCCGGCGUUCAACGUAAACUCGGCGAGCAGCUUGCCGAUCUACAUCUCGCCAAGGGUCCGGGCCAGUUUGGAUUCGAAUGCGACAACACAAUCGGCUCCACACCGCAAGUCAAUACGUGGUGUCCUGACUGGAUUGAAUUUCUGCGCCGACGACUUGCAUACCAGUUUGAUUUAGCCUCAUCACGCUAUCCUCAACUAAACAAACCAGCUCAGCAGCUUUUGGAUAAGCUAGAUACAUACUUUGAAGGGCUUGACAUCCGCCCUUCACUUAACCAUGGUGAUUUAUGGAGCGGAAAUUGGGCUGUAGAUGACAAUGAUAACCCUGUGAUCUUGGAUCCUGCACCGUUCUGGGGACAUAGCGAAGCCGAUUUGGGUAUCAUGAAAGUGUUUGGUGGAUUCGAUUCAAAUUUUUACGAUGCAUAUCAUGCCAAAAUACCCAAAGAACCAGGCUACCAGAAACGAGUAAACAUCUAUGCCCUCUAUCAUACAGUCAACCAUCUCAACAUGUUCGGCUCGUCAUAUUUGAGCUCAUCGAUGUCCUUGUUGUCACAGAUACUCCAGUAAAUUCUCCUACAAAGAUGAACAAUCAUUUGAAUAAAGGUUCCUUUCAGACAUUCUGAUAUAUAGUAGU
Molecule: messenger RNA, 1019 nt
Organism: Zychaea mexicana
Lineage: Eukaryota; Fungi; Mucoromycota; Mucoromycetes; Mucorales; Lichtheimiaceae
Product: Fructosamine/Ketosamine-3-kinase
Exons: 3
Coding region: 29-952 (307 amino acids)
Source: RefSeq, a predicted model, not a curated record